Molecule: messenger RNA, 5230 nt
Organism: Chironomus riparius
Lineage: Eukaryota; Metazoa; Arthropoda; Insecta; Diptera; Chironomidae
Source: the annotation of a GenBank genome assembly
UGGCAAUGUUUUAAAAAAAUUAUUACGAAAAAAAAGUUAAAAGGAAAUUUCUUAAAAAAGUUGGGUUGCUUCAAUCGCAGUGCUACAAUUGAAAACAUAAAUUCAUACUUAUUUAAAUCAAUAAGGAACAGAUCGUGUGUGAUUGUGAGACAUCAUCAUUGCACUUUUGUGAAACCAAUUUUGCCAAGAUCUAGCUAUCUAUUUCUCAUCACCGUUCGUUCGUUCGUCAGUGUAAGUGUGUACUUUUGUGCAGUCUUAAUAUUCUCACAAAUUUGCACGGAGGCAAACGGAAAGUAGUUGAAGAAACAACGGUUUGAGUGUCGAUCGACAACAAACAGAUACAAAUAUCAGCCAAAACAAAAACUCGACUGAGUUACGGAAAAUAAAGUAUAACAGCGAAAGCAUCAUCAGCAUCAGAACUAGCUGAAGUGAAAUUGUGUUUUUAAUUGGAAUACCGUCAAGCUUUUGUUAUCUGCUAAAAAUUUAUUGAGAAGCACCGAUUGUCAUAUCUAAUAUGAACGUUAUGAAUACUAGCGGGGAUGAAUUACCUGAAUGUCCAUUAUGUAUGGAACCAUUAGAAGUUGACGACUUAAGUUUUUACCCAUGUACUUGUGGAUAUCAAAUCUGUCGAUUCUGUUGGCAUAGAAUUCGAACUGAUGAGAAUGAACUGUGUCCAGCAUGCAGGAAAGCUUAUCCGGAGAAUCCAGCCGAUUUUAAGCCUUUAACCCAGGAGCAGAUCUCUGCUCUGAAGGCUGAGAAACGUCAGCGUGAUCAGCAACGAAAACAAAAGAUCACGGAGAACCGAAAGCAUUUAGCGAAUGUUCGUGUUGUCCAGAAGAAUCUUGUAUUUGUUGUUGGACUUCCACCAAGACUAGCAGAUGCUGAGAUUCUUAAGAAACACGAGUAUUUCGGGAAGUAUGGGAAAAUUCAUAAGGUCGUGAUUAAUCCAAGUACAACUUAUGCGGGUGUUCAGGGUCCUUCAGCGUCGGCUUAUGUCACGUAUGUACAUAAUAAUGAUGCGCUUCGGGCGAUUCAGAGUGUGAAUAACAUUACAAUAGAUGGCCGAUCGAUAAAGACGAGUUUAGGAACCACAAAGUAUUGCUCUCAUUUUAUGAAGAAUCAAGUAUGUCCGAAGCCGGAUUGCAUGUAUCUUCAUGAGCUGGGCGAUUCCGAGGCGAGCUUUACAAAAGAGGAAAUGCACCAAGGUAAACAUCAAGAGUAUGAGAAGAGACUGCAUGAUGCACUCAUAGCUCAAAUGCAGCAACAAUCUCAACAAGGUGGUGUAGCUGGAUCGAAUCCGGCGUCGACAAGUCCCAUAGCAGUGCCGUCAUUGAAUUCAGUGAAUGGUAAUUCCGGUAAUGGUUUAAUGAAAUCAGGUAGUGCAGAAACAAAGGAACUAACGAGCAAUGGAGGCAAUAAUGGAACGGUAAAUGGACAAAUACAAAAGGAGGCAUGGCCAAGUCUUUCUACGUCACCCGUAACUAUAAAGGAGAAUAAAACGAGUGUGAAAGGAAAUGGAAACCAUAAAGAGAACUUGAAGAAUGAAGCCAACAGAAAGCACGAAAAGGUGAAAGAAAAAUCAAAAUCAACAUCCACAAAGAGUCAGAAGACGACAAAUAGUAGUAAUAGCCACUCGUCGCUUCGUGAUAAAAACAAAAUUAAUCAUACACAGUCAAAUAGUAAUAACAACCUAGAUGAUGAUUUGGUUGAGACAGAUAGUGACGACACACCGUCUAUUAGCAGCACAACAGAUAGUGGAACAGUAAGCGAAAGUGAUAGUGGAAAAAGUUCGCCACCAAGCUCAUUCCCAGAUCCUCCAAUUCAUCACUCAAUUCAGACUAAUAAUAAUAAUAAUAAUAGUAGCAUUACGACAACUUCAACAUCAGCGGAACAACAGCAGUUGUCUAAUAAAAAUCUACAAAAUGAACAGCAAACAAAAUCGAUUAUAUCAUCAUCAAAUAGUAUUAUCGAUACAAACGAUAUAACUUCUCUAUACACUAAUUCUAGUACUAAUGAUAAAGUGAACAAUAGCAUUCUCAAAGACAGCGGAAAUUUGGCUGAUACGUCAACACGCCUAUCAAAACUUACAUUAUUCGAUGAUAAUUCAAGUUUCUUCUCAAGGAGCUCAUUCUUAAAGCACGACAGCACAGAUCAUAGCCAUGCUAUGACAAAUGCACAACUUCCUGAUCUAUUAAAUGGCACCCUAAACAACAGUAAUAGUAUGGGACUAGACUCUAAACAAAUACUCAAAAAUUUGGGUACUUUUGGAUCGAGUGAGCCACAUGACGAUUGGGAAAGUGCUUUUAAAUACAUAAUGAGUAAGAAUAGCUUCAAUAAACACUAUGAUGAACAGCAACAGGAAGACUGGUUGCGCUUCCAAGAAUUAAGAAAGCAUCCAAUGUCAUCAACCAAUAGUGGAGUAGGAUUAAAUCAAUUCAACAAUAUGUUUAAUAAUGAUAACAAUAUUGAUAACAUGUUUACGCAAAAUGAAAUUAAUCGAGCGAUGUUCAAUAAUCAAUAUUCGCAACAACAGCAGCAGCAACAAAGAAUGAAUCACAAUACAGACCUAAAUCAUGUGCAUCCAAAUAUGUCUAAAUUCUUUGAUUUUCAUAAGCAGCAGCAACAGAAUCAAUUCAUGAUGAACUCAAAUCCGUUGACUGAUCAACUAAAUAUGGCAAAUCUAUUAGAUAAUCAUCAUCGUAUGAAUCCGAAUAGUUUUAUGGAUCAAAAUGGAUUAUCUCACUUACAAAAGCAGAGAUUAAUGAAUAAUAAAUAUGAAGGCAGCAAUAUGCCCUAUUCAAAUACCCAGUCACAGAAUCGAAUGCAUAAUAAUCCAUCACAGUUUUCAGUUGAAGACGAUUUAGGUUUUGAUCCAAUUAAAGAAAGUCAUAAAGGAUUAUCGGAAUUGAUAAAUGAUGAAGUCUUGCAGCAACAACAAAUGAAUAGCAACAAUUCACAACAAAGAUCAAGAAUGCCUCCACCCCCACCACCACCUGGUUUUAAUCAUUUACAAUCUAGCGGAUUUAAUUUUGCUUCUGCUGCUACGCCAAGAACACAAACUGGAAGCAAAUUCCCAUUUGUUAAUAUGCAAGGCAGCACAACACAACAACAACAACAGCAAAAUAACUGGCCGAUGCACAUGGGCUUUCAAAAUCAAAAUAAUUCAGAUGCUUUUUCGCAUCAAACAAAUAAUCAACACAAAUCAGCAGGAUUCGGCAAUAACUUUUCAGAUUGGACAUCAAUGGACCCAGCAAUAGUUUCAUUCAGACAAUUCUCCCAGUUUAAUCCACAACAACAACAACAGCAGCAGCAGCAACAACAGCAACAAGCUCAAAAUCCACCAAACAACGAUAUGUUCAUGUCACAAAUGAAUCAGCAAGGUUUCGGUCAUCAUGGAAUGAAUAUGCAAAACAACUUGCAGUCACAAACAUCGCCAGCACAGGUCUUUUCUCAUUCAAAUUUAUUGAAUAAUUAUCACAUGAAUAAUUUGGCAAAUGGCUUUCCAAACAAUAGCUUUGAUAAAUUCUCAAUGCCAUCAAUUCCACCAGGUUUCCAGCAAGGCAACGGCAAUAACAAAAAGGCAGAAUGCAUUAAUUAAACAGCAUAAUAAAAAUAAUAAUAUACACAAUAAUUGUGAACUGAUUUGAUUCUAAAAAAUAUAUGUUACAAUUACUCUUUAUAUUCGUCUACCUUAUAUCAUUUAUACACAAAACAACAACAACUAUUUCGCUAAUUUUUGCAUUAUUAUAAUUGAGAGAGUAAAAAAUUAUAUGAAAAAUUUAAAAAAUAUAUUUCUUCUUAUAUAUUGCUUAUAUGUUUCACAGAAACAGAUUAUAUUCGUGUUAUGAAGAGAAUGAAAGCAUCUGACAGUUAUUUGAUUCAUAAUUUUUCUUCUUUCUUUAUUCAAAUGAUAUAUUUAAAGAAUGAAAAAAAAAAUAAACACAGUAAUAAAGGGAAAAAUUAAUUCACAGAUCAGAAAGUAAUAAGCUAUUGUUGGAAAUGGAUAAUUAUAAUCAAUUAUUUUAAACGAAAAAAAAAUAUAUUAAAAAAAACUAUUAAAUUGGGGAGAAAUCCAAUAUGAAUAUAUUCACACCGUUUCAUAGAAUAUCUCACUGGAUAAGAUGAGCUUUGCUCAGCAUACGUUUGAAAAUUUAAAGUCUCGUAUAUCAUUUAUUUGAUUAAAGCUCAAUUGAUUUUAAAGAUUUGAAAAGAUUUUACGAGUUCCUUAAGUUCCUUACUAGAUUCUUUUUUUUUAAAGCAAUGGUUAUUCAUCCCAUGUCCAAAAUCUAAUCAGUUGUACUUUGAAGCAUCGCGGAUCGAGUCUCUUCGAUGUCUUGUUAUUGAGAUAACUUGCUGAGCAUCUUCCUUGAUUUAAAAAGAAUUUCGUUAUUUUCCAAGUAAUGUCACAAACAAUCUCAUUUGUGACUAUUGUAAAGCAUAUAGAAUUUCAGGAUACAAACUUCCUGCUUUGAAAAGUUUGUUAUUCAUUGAGGCUUUUCAAAAAUGACGUCCAUCAAAAUGCAGGAUUUUUAAAAACCCCUCAAAACAUUGUCAAAAAAAUUAUGAAAGAGAAAAUAAUGAUUUUGUUCGAACCGUCAUCAAAUUCUAGACCCCCACCUAAAUGUUGGGUCGUUUAGGGGUUGUUUGCUAAUUAAAUGCUUUAUGGGGAGGAGAGUGAAUUUGUUAAGAUUUUCCCAGAAUUCUAUUCUUCUGUUCUCAAAUAAAUGAUCAAUUUCUUACCCAAUCUGAGCAAAAGUUGAACAUUCAAACUGCAGUGAAUACGGUGUGGAUAUAAAAAAUAAAAAAAUAUAUUAUCAUAAAAUGAUAUAAAAUUUGUGCAAAUUUGAAAAAAAAAUUUUUUUUUGGCUUUAUUGAAAUGAAACCUAUUGAGAGAAAUGCUAAUGUUGAAAAAAGACACACAAAACACAAACACACAUAUUUAAACAGACAUGCAAAAAACCUACCUACUUAAAGAAAAAUAUGAGAAGACACUCAAAAACAUUUAUGAUAAAUUAAAAUACAAUGCUAAUCACAUAAGAGGUUCACGAGGAGAUUGAUUUUUGAUGAUGAAAAUUAAUAAUGCUAUAUCACUUUAUCGAGAAUAAUAAAAACGAUCAUUAGAAGAUUUUGAGAGAAAAUCUUUUAAAAAAAUAAAUGAGAAAAAAUAAAAACUAUCUGAUGAUAUGUAAUCGAUGAUAUAUGAUUAAUAAAAUUAUAUGAAAAAAUUUAA